This is a messenger RNA of Pocillopora meandrina, 363 nucleotides long. The record is from the annotation of a GenBank genome assembly. NCBI's taxonomy places the organism in Eukaryota, Metazoa, Cnidaria, Anthozoa, Scleractinia, Pocilloporidae.
AUGCUAAUCUCAAUCAAUGGCCCUGACCUUUAUUCUCCUGAAUGUAAUGAAUUGAUUGAAUCAGCUGCUCCUCUAUGGAAUAAGAAGAAAAACAGAAGGAAACUCCCUCCUAAAGUUCCUGUUGAAACAGAAUCUACAGCUUUUGUGGCAGUUCCAUAUUCAGUUGAUUCCGCUUGUCAGACAGAAGCUUGUGAGAAAGAGACUGUUACUGUGGAACAAUCCAUUUCUGAUGAAAGUCAUGUUAUAUUGGCAGUGGGUCUAUCUCAGGAAGAUAGUGAAUGUGCUGACAGUGACCUCUAUUCUGACCCUGAGUUUGACUACCUUCAAUUUCAAAAUAGAACAUACAAAUAUCAGCAAAGGUAA